Auxenochlorella protothecoides is the source of this 3330-nucleotide messenger RNA. RefSeq lists its product as uncharacterized. Gene Ontology annotation, molecular function: calcium-activated cation channel activity. The transcript has 25 exons. Gene Ontology annotation, cellular component: plasma membrane. The record is from RefSeq and is a predicted model, not a curated record. Lineage: Eukaryota; Viridiplantae; Chlorophyta; Trebouxiophyceae; Chlorellales; Chlorellaceae. Bases 1 to 3330 code for a protein of 1109 amino acids.
AUGAACGACACCCUGGGCCCGCCGCCCCCCGCACCUGGCUACAAGAUCACUCUGGGCACGGACCCGGACACCAAUGCCUGCCAGAACAGCACCAGCCCCAUCUGCUUCAACACAGCAGUCAGUGGGCAGAACAUCAUCACGGGACUCUGGUUCAAUGCCAUCAUUGGCAUCGUCAUGCUGGGCCUGUUUAUCGCCUGGCGCGGGACCUUCUCCUUCUACCAGGCCCGGCUGGACUCGCCCCACGUCACGCGCAAGCCGCCGCGCAUGAAGCUGACAGGGCACCACCGCAUCUGGUCCUGGCUGGUCCCGGUCUUCACCAUCUCGGACGAGGAGCUCGUGCGCAGCGCUGGCCUGGACGCGCUGGUGGGUCCCUGGGUGGAGGGAACAUGUGGUGAGGUCGCGACGCGCAUCAUCGGCUUUGGCGUGACGCUCUUUGCGCCCAUGACCGUCCUGGCCGUGGCUGUCCUGCUGCCCAUCAACUACGGAGAGCGAUACUAUGCGUCGCAGGCCAAGGCCGACGCCGUCAGCGACACCUUCACCUCGGUCUUCAUCCAGCUGACCAUCAGCAACGUUCACCCCAGGAGUUCCCUGAUGUGGGUCCACUUCACCCUUGUCUACGUGUUCUGCGCCUGGACCUGCUGGCUGACGGUGGAGUACUACAAGGAGUAUAUCGCCAUCCGCCAGGCAUACAUGGUCCAGGCGACUGAGAUGCACGAGGACGAGCCAGGGGCGUCCGCUUGCCGGAACGAGAGCGAGGGGACGGAGAUAUCCCUCACGCCGGCGGCCUGGCCCGGCGCGAAGCGCGGGGCGAGCCCAGAUCCGGAGCCCGUGGCCCGAGGCUUCUCCCUGGGCUCGGCGCUGACCAACCGCCUGCAGCUGCCGAGGCGCACCGCCACGGGCAGCCAACUGAGCAGGGCGGCCAUGCCCGCGCCCUCGCGUUCGCGCCUGGGCCUGGCCGACGGCGCGUCUGCCUGCCCCGCCCAGGAGCUGGAGCUGGACCGCGUGCUGCUGCACGGCUUCCGCGGCGCCACCAGCUCCGCGCAGUCGGAGCCCGGUGGAGUUGGUGCCGCUGUUGGACUGUCUGGCGUUGAAGGGGCCCGUGGCGCCGUGGAGGGCGCCGGCGAAGACGGCGGCGGGGGCAUGGGCCCAGGUCCGCACGACGGCGAAGGGGAGCUGUCCCUGCGCCAGCGCUUCGGCAGCCCCCGAGCGGGUGGCGCGGGGCCGCGCGACGGCCAGGCGAUCGAUGGCGACCGCGGGGAGGAGGCGCACGCCGAUCUCCUCGCGAUUGAUGGCGGGGGCGCUGCGCUCUCCCUCAUCCCAGCGCGCAUGCCCCGCUCCGGCUCGGUCCUGAGCCUGGGCAGCGGCUCGGGGCCCGGCACGCCGCUCUGCUCCUCGCAGCACACUCGCACGCCCAGCGCGGACGCCGAGGCGGCGCCGCUGUCGCCCCCCAGCGUCGACGCAGGGCGCGGGGCUGGGGACGACGACGGCGACGAGAACGGCUCGGACGACGCACUGGCCGGCGUCGCCGUGGUGCCGGGCGUGCCGGCCUACACCGCCGCGCAGGACGACUUUGCGCUGGCGCUGGACGAGGUGGAGAACGGCUUGUGGACGGGGUCCAGCCCCAGCACGCCCGAGCCGGAGGAGGCGGCGGAGCGGCGGCGGUGGCGCGUGGCGCGCUGGCUCCGCCAGCUCCUGCGCCGGGACCAGAGCUACACCGACUGGCGUCGGGAUGUGCAGUGGGCCAUGUUCAACAAGCGCGUGCGAGUGGCAACCGAGCUCUUCACGGAGCUGUUUGGCGACGACUUCGACGCCAUCAUCCCUAUCUACCCCACCAAGCCCGUGGACGACGUGAUCCACAGGUGGGAUGGGCAGCAGGCUGCGUUGGAGAGGCUGCAGUACCGGCUGAAGAAGGGGGGCCUGAAGCCCCACAAGCUGGACAAGCUGCGGGCCAGCAUCGCCAAGGCCCAGAGGCGGCUGAGCAAGCUGCAGGUGCUGAGGAAGGCGGCGGAGCGACGCGAGGAGGUGCUGUCGGACCUGCCCUCCACAUGCUUCUUCGCCACCUUCAGGCAAGAGGCGGCGGCCAUCGCCGUGCAGACCAACCUGAACCCCAUCAUGCAGCGUUUGUUCCGGGUGGAACCCGCACCGCGCCCAGAGGACAUCAACUGGCCGUCCUUGCAGCGCAGCUGGUGGCAGCGCACGCUGCGCCCGCUGUGGGCCCUCCCCGGCAUCAUCCUCAUUAUGCUGGUGCCCAUCGGCGCAUUCACAGGGGCCUUUGCCCAGCUGACCAUAGCGCUGUGCGGCAACCCCGCAGCCGGCACGGCCUCGGCCGGCUCAGACCUGUGGAUCUGUGGGGAGACGGGGUUCCCUGCGCUGCUGCGCAAUCUAAUUACCUCGCUGGGGCCCUCGAUCCUGCUCAGCAUCUACAACAUGGUCAUCCUGCCGGUCAUCAUCUACUACCUUGCCCAGGUGGAGGGGCAGGCGGUCAGCCUGUCGGCCCUGGAUAGACGCUGCGCCGACCUAUUCUUUGCCUGGGACAUCUUUAACGUGUUCCUGGGAGCCAUGCUGGGCGGCACCAUCCUCGGGGAGCUGCGCACCUUCCUCACGGAGCCGGGCCGGAUCUGGUCGGCGCUGGGCUCGGCCAUCCCCGCCGCCUCCAACUUCUUCAUCAACUAUAUCUCGUACCGCGCCUUUGUCAUGGCCUUCUUCCGCCUGUUCUACCCCAGCCAGGCCGUGGUGACGAGCAUCGGGCGCCUGAUCAGGCUCAUCCCGGCAAGCAAAACUGAGAGGGACAAGGCCCUAGAGCUGCCGAACCGGAAUUGCCGCUUUGGGAGGGACAUCGGCAUCCCCAUCAUGAUGAACUUUGUCAUGGUCUUUGGGUAUGCGGUGGUUUCGCCCCUCAUCCUCCCCUUUGGCCUGAUCUACUUUGUCCUGCUCUGGCCCAUCUGGCGAUACCAGAUGCUGUAUGUGUACCUGCGGCAGUACGAGUCCGGCGGCCAGUUCUGGCCCUACGUUGCGCACAAGCUGGUGUGGUGCCAGAUGCUCAUGGUGGUUUUCACCGCGCUGGUGUUCCUGGUCAAGGGCGCGUAUACCCAGGCCGGCGUGCUGGCAGUCACCCUUCCCAUCCUGCUCCUCAACUUCAAGUCGUACCUGUCCUCGCGGUACGAUGCCGUGGUCAAACAGGUGCCACUUAUGGCGGUGCACUCGGCGGCCAGGGGCCAGGUGGACCCCGACGUGUACACCGCCCCACCCCUGCGCAUGGAGGCGCAGGGGUGGCAUCCCGAGUGGGGCAAGUGCUGGCAGUGGUGGGGCAUCCCCCGGUACACCCUUUGA